Molecule: messenger RNA, 802 nt
Organism: Petromyzon marinus (sea lamprey)
Lineage: Eukaryota; Metazoa; Chordata; Hyperoartia; Petromyzontiformes; Petromyzontidae
Gene: LSM6
Product: LSM6 homolog, U6 small nuclear RNA and mRNA degradation associated
Biological process (GO): mRNA splicing, via spliceosome; maturation of SSU-rRNA
Cellular component (GO): U4/U6 x U5 tri-snRNP complex; P-body; sno(s)RNA-containing ribonucleoprotein complex
Molecular function (GO): RNA binding
Source: RefSeq, a predicted model, not a curated record
ACCCCCCCCCCCCCCCCCGGCGCGCCUGUCGCUGUUGGACGGCCGCGAUUUACAAAUCGCGUUCUACCCCUCCCCCAUGAGCCUCGUCGCGCACCGUCCCCGCCAUCCCGCCAUCCGCAGGCCCCGACAUCGCCUUGUGCUCGUCUCGACGCAAACCUACCAAGACUUCUGACCACAAUGAGUUUGCGGAAACAAACCCCAAGUGAUUUUCUGAAGCAGAUCAUCGGUCGCCCUGUGGUGGUGAAACUCAACUCAGGGGUGGAUUACAGAGGGGUUCUGGCCUGCCUCGAUGGCUACAUGAACAUUGCCCUGGAGCAAACGGAAGAGUAUGUCAAUGGACAACUAAAGAACAAAUAUGGUGAUGCCUUCAUCAGAGGAAACAAUGUCCUUUACAUUAGCACCCAGAAGAGGAGAAUAUGAGGUGCAAGUUACAACAAGAUCCAGCAGUGAAAAAGAAAAGGAUCAAAUAUGUGCUCUGAUGUGCAUCACCUGUAUUUUACUUUUUGAAAAAUAUCAAGAAUUUAGUAUUUUUAUAUUCUUUGUAAAAGUGCAAGGUAGUUAUUUACUGCAUCUAAAGUCAAACCAUUUUUUGUCAAUCUAAAUGGAAAAAAAUACUAAUUUAAAUGUAUCUACCAUUGCAUUUCUUGUUUUUGUCUUUGCUUUUUGAUGUGUAACUUUUGGGGGAUUUUAUACCCCAGGCAUAUGACUUUUGCAACUGGAGAGUGUCUCAUACAAGUACAACUGUUGGAUAACUAUGACUUUGUUGAUUGAUCAGUAAAUACAAGAAUUGAGAGUACCAAAA